Molecule: messenger RNA, 4293 nt
Organism: Actinia tenebrosa (Australian red waratah sea anemone)
Lineage: Eukaryota; Metazoa; Cnidaria; Anthozoa; Actiniaria; Actiniidae
Product: scavenger receptor cysteine-rich type 1 protein M130
Cellular component (GO): membrane
Source: RefSeq, a predicted model, not a curated record
AUGAUUGAUGCGAAGGUUGCAUGUCGAAAACUUGGUUUUACCAAAACUGUAGGAUAUUGGCACUAUGGACGAGGGACGGGUAAGAUAUGGCUGUACAACAUAGGAUGUUCGAGCUCAGAGUCCUCACUUGGAAGCUGCACUCACAAUGGAUGGGGAAGCGUUCACUCUGAUUGCAAUACUCACAAAUAUGAUGCUGGUGUUGUGUGCUCUGGAUAUCAAGUUCGUCUGCGUGGUGGUAUCAAUAAAGGUGAAGGGAGAAUUGAAGUUUUGUAUGGCGGCACCUGGGGCACCAUUUGUAACAAUGGCUUUGGUAUUGAUGAAGCCAACGUYGUUUGUAGAAUGCUUGGWUAUARSCRAGCUGUAACMGAMAAGAGUUWKGCAAAAUCRUCAYAUACAGCGUGGUUAAAAGAUCUUUCAUGUGUGGGUAGUGAAAAUACAAUCGAAAACUGUACACAUUCUAGUUUUGCAACCCAAAGUUGUGCAAACAACAGAAUUGCUGGUGUUGUUUGUAUUCUUACCAACGAUACAGUUAGCAACAUUAGCGCACAUUUAGGGCCACAAAACAGAGUAGAAAUCGGUUACUAUGGCAUUAACAAGUCCAUUUGCUCCGAUGGCUUUGAUACGAAAGAUGCAAGAGUAAUAUGUAGAAUGAACGGAUAUGGAGAUGUAGAUCAAAUCACUUUUAUUGACAGUCGAACUCUAGACGCAAACUCAAAACAAGUUUGGAUCUUAAACAUGACAUGCAAAGGAGACGAGAAGACCAUAGCAGGUUGUAAUAUCAUUUGGAACUGGAAAGGUCUGCCUUGCCCAAGUGUCAAUUAUGCUGGUGUAACUUGUAAACCAGUAAUAACCGAUAUUGCUUUGCGACUUGUUGGUGGACCUCGUAAUAACAGUGGUCGUCUUGAAAUAAAAGUAAAGGGACAAUGGGGCACAGUUUGUGACAAGGGCUGGGAUAUCAAUGCUUCUGAUGUCGCUUGUAGAGUGCUUGGAUUUGCAAGAGCCCUGAAAUUCCAAAAGUUUCAACCGGGAAACACAUCACAACCUAUUUGGCUUCAAAACAUAUCAUGCGUUGGCUGCGAAAGGUCUCUUGACGAUUGCCAUCAUCCUGCAUGGGGUUCAAAAUCUACCUGCGAUCACAGUAAUGACAUUGGACUAGUUUGUCUCCCAGCAGGCCCACCAAACCCCUCCGCUAAAGUGAUGAAAGAUGGAAGAAUAGAGAUUAGUUACUAUGGUGUUAACAGAUCCAUUUGCUACGAUGGCCUUGAUACGAAAGAUGCACGAGUAAUAUGUAGAAUGAAUGGAUAUUACGAUGUUGCGUACAUUACCCAAAUCCCUAGCCAAGCUGGGAAUCCAAGGACAGAAGAAGUAUGGCUAUUAGACAUGGCUUGCAAAGGAGACGAGAAUUCCAUCAAAGAAUGCAGUAAUUCCUGGAACUGGGAAAACAAGAAUUGCGCAAAAAAUAACAACCUUCGUGCUGGAAUCGUGUGCAAGACAAAUCGUUCGCUAGAUGUUGAGUUCCGUCUUGAGGAUGUGACCACCCCAGCUCCAUAUUCUGGCCGCCUGACCGUGAAUUAUUAUAAAAUCUGGGGAAAUAUAUGUGCUAAGGAUUUAAAGUUAGAAGACGCACAUGUCAUCUGCAGAAUGCUAAACUUUACCGGAGCAGUGACUAUUUCUCAUUGGGGUAAACACACUGGUAACGUAAGUUUCGAGCUUGUCAAUCACUGCAAAGGAACAGAAGUAUCCAUGAAAAAUUGCACAGGGUUAAAGCUAGAACAGGUUAACACAUGUGAAGAAGGCAAUUACGCAGGGGUUGUUUGCACUCCAAAAAUUAUAGUCACACCAACACCGUUACCUCAAAACGUACGUCUAAGCGGUGGUGCAGACAAUGCAAGAGGCCGAGUUGAAGUUCAAAGACACAACAUUUGGGGAUCAGUUUGCAAUUCGGGAUGGGACAUGCGUGCAGCUAAUGUAGUAUGUCGCAUGAAAGGUUUUGAUAGCGCAAUGACAGCAUAUAAAUCAUAUGGCGAAGGAACUGGUCCAAUAUGGAUGUCUGGGGUUCAAUGCAAAGGAAGUGAAAACAAUAUUGAGAAAUGCACUAGUGAUGGGCAGGAAAAGACAACUUCAUGUAAUCAUAGCAUGGAUGCUGGAGUGGUCUGCCGUCGUUAUAAAGAUAAUAUAACAGUCGAUCUGGAAAAUCAAGUAUCAAAGUAUGAUGGCAGAGUGACUCUAAAGGUAAACGGCAGUGCAGGAUCAAUUUGUGGUAAUGGGUGGAACAAAAACGAUGCAGAUGUCGCUUGUCAAAUGAAAGGAUUUAAACAAGCUUUAGUACCUAUCAGCCAUUUUGGAGGAGGACAAGCCAAAAUCUGGUUAUCAAACGUAAGCUGCAGCAAUAGCGACAAAUCACUAGAAGAGUGUAAUCAUGAUGGAUGGGUAAACAACUCAUGUCCUAAAAAUCACCAUGCAGGAGUGAUAUGUGAACGGCCUGGAGUCAAYGACCCAAAUUUUGGUAUGAGAUUGGUUAAAGUUCCAGGAACAAAUCUAAGUAAAGUGGAAGUCCAGUACUAUGGUGUUUGGGGAGCUGUGUCUGCUAACAACUGGAAUCUGGCUGACGCUCAUGUUGCGUGCUGGAGCAACAACUCAGGAAAAGCAUCAACAGCAGGAAGUCUUAUGAAUGAUGAAAAACUUCCCAUUUUGAUAGAUAAUCUUGAUUGCCGUGGAAGCGAGAAUUCAAUAGAAGAUUGUGGUUUUGAAUGGGGUAUCUCUGRUGCUAAACAAUCCAMAGUAGCUGCAGUUGGAUGCACCAAAGUUACAMYUGGUAAAUACAAAUAUCGAYAGAGUAUUGAUUGCAUGUCCUUUAAUGUAUAUUGAUAYAAUCUUUCUUAUAUUCAUUUACAAACAGGCGAUCAAAACUCAAUGACACCGCAAAUAGGAUCUGGACAGAAUACAGAACUUGGACAAGUGGUAAUACGAUACAAAACUAAAGACUAUGCUGUUUGUGGUGAUAACAGUUGGGACAUAAAAGAUGCCGAUGUGGUCUGCAGAAUGAAAAAUUAUAUGAACGGAGCAAUGGCAGCGAUUAGAAAAUACACAAUUGAUACAAAGAAGCCAUUCCUUUCUGGAUUUGAAUGUCGUGGCACUGAAACUGGAUUAGGCGAGUGUUUCCGUGUUCAAUCUUCGACUUGUUCAGGAAACUUCAUAGCAGGAGUUAUGUGUAAACCAAAUAAAGGUUUACCGCCACAAAUGAAACUGCGGUUAGCAGAUAAUGGACGUGUAGAGGUAUCGUAUGGUAAUAAAUGGGGAACAAUAUGCAAUGACGGUAACAGCCAGCAAAAUGCUCGGGUUAUAUGUCGCAUGCUCGGGUUUGUCGAUUUUGAUGUGUAUGGUAAAACGUCCAAAACAAGUGGUCUUAUCUCUUGGCUUGGAAACAUGCAAUGCAAAGGAACUGAAAAAUCCAUUGAAGAAUGCAAACCAAGAUGGGGAGAAGCAGCUUGUAAUGAUGACGACAUGCUAAGAGUCACUUGCAAGAUAGCUGAUGCUCCUCACUUCCAAAUCCUUGGGAACGAUGCUAUUACUGACUCAACUGUCAAAAUCCACUUUCAGGACGCUCGAUCCAUUUCAGGCUUAAAAGCCAUCUAUCAAAUUGCUGUUGAAAGGAGGCCAUAUGAGGAGCGUCUCCAAUCCUUUAAUACUCAACAAAAGCGCUUCGAAUUUAAGAUAGUAAAUUACACCACAAGUGCUAACCUCAAAAGCGACUCUUACAUUACCGCUGAAAUAGAAAGUUCAUAUCUACCCAAGAACAACUUUACCAUUGGUGACCUCAGUUUCACCCAAGGAAAUGAUGGGUUUACUAAUGAGCCGCUUCAACCAGAGACACCAUACAGAGUGUACGUAAGGAUCGCAACKGACUCUUAUGAUAAGAAAACAAGGAUUUUUGGUGAUUAUUCUUACGUGGCCUUCAAAACAAACAAAGUCUUUGCUAAAGGUCGAGCUGAAAAACUGACCAGUUCGAGAGGUGGCGAAGCAGUGAUAGGAAUGUCCAUUGUKAUAAUAAUGUUGAUUGCUGUUAUCAUCUGUGCCUCUGUCUGGUUCAUAAGAAAACAAAGGAAUGAGGAAAUGGACGCUUCUGAUAAAAGUCAAGGACUUGAGAUGACAGACAAUGGUGACAUGCGUACAGUUAAUGAUAUACCAGAAGGCUACUACCAGGCACCGCUACGUGAAGAGCGUAACGAAUACGUCACUUCUCCAGAAAAGGAUAAUAAAGCUGCCUAUCAGUCUUUGGUAACUCGUACAAGG